This is a messenger RNA of Tarenaya hassleriana, 587 nucleotides long. Its product is annotated as SKP1-like protein 14. The record is from RefSeq and is a predicted model, not a curated record. Gene Ontology annotation, molecular function: cullin family protein binding. The transcript has a single exon. Gene Ontology annotation, biological process: SCF-dependent proteasomal ubiquitin-dependent protein catabolic process. Gene Ontology annotation, cellular component: nucleus; cytoplasm. The coding region runs from base 92 to 535 and encodes 147 amino acids. NCBI's taxonomy places the organism in Eukaryota, Viridiplantae, Streptophyta, Magnoliopsida, Brassicales, Cleomaceae.
UUCAGCCUAUAUAAUACAGUUUCCGACCACAAAGUUUAUUGUUUUCCCCAUCAACUCUACGCCGAAACAAAAAAAAAAUUAUCAACGAGCAAUGUCGAUUAAGCUUCAGUCCAAAGACGGAGAAGUGUUCGAGGUCGAGAAGAAGGUGGCAAAGAUGUCGACCAUCAUAGCAUUCAUGAUGGAGGACGUGGAGGAUGGCAUAAUCCCCAUCCCCGUAGCCGCCGCCCCGACCCUCUCCAAGGCCCUGGAGUACUGCAAGCACCACGUGUCCGAGCCGAAACCCGAACCGGACCCCAAGGAUUGGGACGCGAAGUUCAUGAGACAGUUUGACGGGAAUUUCCCCGAGCUGGUGGAGUUUAUGAAGCUGGCCUCGUAUCUGGACAUAAAGGGUAUGCUGGAUCUGGCCGCGUCAAAGGCCGCGGAUUUCAUCAAGGACAAGUCGGUCGAGGAAGUCCGAGAGCUUUUCGGCAGCGAGAACGAUUACACGGCCGAGGAGGAGAAGGCUCUACGCGCCGAGUUUCCAUGGGCUUUUUAGUUUUUCUACUCUUAUAUAUGGUCGGGACUUUCCCCCCAACUUCUAAUAAUUU